Leopardus geoffroyi (Geoffroy's cat) is the source of this 1471-nucleotide messenger RNA. It is a transcript of the gene CPLX3, whose product is annotated as complexin 3. Bases 117 to 593 code for a protein of 158 amino acids. Gene Ontology annotation, biological process: neurotransmitter transport; synaptic vesicle exocytosis; regulation of neurotransmitter secretion. The transcript has 3 exons. Gene Ontology annotation, cellular component: SNARE complex; terminal bouton. Gene Ontology annotation, molecular function: syntaxin binding. Lineage: Eukaryota; Metazoa; Chordata; Mammalia; Carnivora; Felidae. The record is from RefSeq and is a predicted model, not a curated record.
GGAGGCUCAGAGCGUGGGGCGCGGGCCGGCGGCAGGAGCUGUCCGCGAGACCUAGUGCUGAAGUAGGUGCGGACGUGCCUGGCGCCCGGCGCCCGGUGCCAGGGCCAGCGAAGACCAUGGCGUUCAUGGUGAAGACUAUGGUGGGCGGCCAGCUGAAGAACCUCACCGGGAGCCUGGGGGGCGGCGAGGACAAGGGGGACGGGGACAAAUCGGCGGCCGAAGCGCAAGGCAUGAGCCGAGAAGAGUAUGAGGAGUAUCAGAAGCAACUGGUGGAAGAGAAGAUGGAGCGGGAUGCGCAGUUCACGCAGAGGAAAGCAGAGCGGGCCACGCUGCGGAGCCACUUCCGAGAUAAAUACCGACUGCCCAAGAACGAGACAGAUGAGAGCCAGAUUCAGAUGGCAGGUGGAGACGUGGAGCUGCCCCGGGAGCUGGCCAAGAUGAUUGAGGAGGACACAGAGGAGGAGGAGGAGAGGGCCUCCGUCCUCGGGCAGUUGGCCAGUCUCCCUGGCCUAGACCUCGGCUCACUCAAGGACAAGGCCCAGGCCACAUUGGGGGACCUCAAGCAAUCAGCUGAGAAGUGCUACAUCAUGUGACUACUUCCUCUGGGGCUGCCCGCUGGGGUAACCAGAGGGCUGGGCCCGCAUGAGGGCUAAGAGCAUGUCCCAGUGUUCAGGGACCCAUACCCCAUCUUAGUUUUGUUCCCCCUGUCCCAUGCUAGCUCAGGACCCUUCCCAUCUGUGGCCCAAGUCUGCCUUCUGGUCUUUCUCUUUCCACUAGGAACAAAGUCCCCAUUCCUCACCCUUCUCCUCAGGACCCACCCUCUCUACUCAGCCUGGAGAGGCCUCCUAAGAUUGUAGGAAUAGGCCCAUCCCUCUCUGGCCAUUGCCCUAAGUUCCUGCACACAGGAUCACGCAUAGAGAGACCCACAGAGGGACAUAGAAGCUGUGGCAUGUGCAGAGGCGUAUGCCACAGCUGCAUCCUGGCACACCCUGGCACACCCUGGCACAGACGCACAUACACAGGGUCUGUGGGCAGAUACCCUCAGGAGACAAGAGACCCAAGGUUGAGCCUCCACGUUCAUUCUCCUUGAAAGCCACUGCUCUUUCUGGGUCUCAUUUCAUCAUCUCUAAAAUGGCGAUGGACUGGCUAAUUUCUAAGACUUUCUGGCUUGGCCUCCCUGGCCUUCGGAGCCAACCCCACACCACUCCUUGGGCAAGACAGCAGCUGUAGCCGUAGCCUCUAGUGGCUGCCGUUGUACUGUGGGCUCUGGCUCUCAGGAGCUGAGCGAUGCUGUGUGAGGGGCCGAGUGCCAAGGACGAAGCUGGCACUGAACGGUAGCCCAGGAGGCUCUAGGCCUUUUCUGGACUCAGGCCCAGGCAAUUUCUGUUCUGUUCCCAUAGAACUCUCUCCGGAUUCCAUAGCUGGAUCUCUUCUCUCCACUCAGCGAAAAAUAAAAAUUUGAAAAGAUGUA